Effrenium voratum is the source of this 945-nucleotide messenger RNA. The record is from the annotation of a GenBank genome assembly. Lineage: Eukaryota; Dinophyceae; Suessiales; Symbiodiniaceae.
AUGGCGAAGCGACAGCAGCCGCUGCCGCUUCUGCCCAGGUGCCUACGUACGGAAGGCGUGCGGACGGUCCCCAUCUUCCCUGAUGCGGAGGAGAGUCGGGUGAGCCGCAAGGCGCUGAGACGGGAGCUGCUGCAGGCCCUCCAGGAGUUCCCCGAGUUUCUGCCAGGCGCCGAGAAGCUGGUGCUGGGCAGCUUCGGAGCGCUGGGCAACCCAUCUUCUUUCCAUCACCCCGCAGUGCGGCGCUGCCGGCUGCUGUGCAUGCGCCCGGGUCUCCGCCUCUUCCGCGACUUCCUGGCGACGGUCCCUUCGAAGUUGGGGCCGAGAGCCCCCCGGAGGCUGGAGCUGCUGUGGGAUCGCCUCUGCCUGCGCCGGCCAGGCGAUAAGAUGUCCGGGGAGACCGCCCACCGCGAUCUGGCUCGCUUCAAGCUGCCGGAAGAUGAGAUCUUCGGGGGGUGGCUCAACCUGGACUCGCGGAGCCAAUUUUUCCACUGCGUGCCUGGCAGCCACGAAGACGCCGACCAGCUCCCUGGCCAAGGCUUCUGCCGCGAGCAGACUAGCCGCUGUAUGCGCAGAGUGGAAGUGCCUCCGGGGCAUCUGCUGGUCUUCUACCAGAAUAUCCUGCACGAGGUGCAGAAAGACUCAGUGGCGCACACCUCUCUGCGCCUCUUUGUAGGCUGGCGCCUGACGCGGUCCACGCUGAGCUUGCAGGACCUCGCCGCGAGAACGCAGCCAGGCGUGCUGAACACCAAGGCGCUGACCACGCAGCAAGGAUUGCCUCUACUGCCCAGCGGCCAAAAGCCACCGAUGUACGCCAAGAACCAUUGGUGCUUUUGGCAGAAAGGCCUUGUGGCCUGGUCUGACGGAAAUUUGCGGGAGUGCUGCAAAGAGCGCCUCGGAUCUUUGUCCUUGAACUUGGGGUGCUCUGCUUGCUUCGAUCUGCUUUGA